AUGGCACUCCCACCGCCGAAACGUGGCUCCCAGCAGCCAGUGAGCCAGGACGAGCAGGAGGUUGUCGCAACAUCGUCCUCGGACAGACCCUCAAAUGAGAGCAGCACCGUGGGCCUGCCCAUAGCCGAAAAGGUGCGGACGGAACCAGACACAGAGGAAUCCAUGGACGUCCGCAUCGAGCGUCUGGGUCGCGAACGGCCCCCAACCUUCAAAACCAUCUGGUCUGAACUCGGCUUCGUCUUUUCGAUCUUGAUGUCCCAAAUCCUGACAGAGUACUUCGUUUCAGGGUUCAACAUCAUCCUGCCCACGCUCAUCGAGGAGCUCGACAUCCCGCAAUCGUCCAGCGUCUGGCCGGCGACGGCAUUCUCACUCGUCAUCGCCGCCACACUGCUGGUCUUUGGCCGAUUAGGCGACAUCUAUGGCGGAUACCCGGUAUACCUGGGUGGCCUCGCCUGGCUCGUGGUCUGGAGUAUCGUGUGCGGAUUCUCCACGAACGCACUGAUGAUGGACCUUUGUCGGGCACUGCAAGGGUUGGGCCCAGCAGCGUUCCUCCCGACGGGUGUCAUGUUGAUGGGCACCGUCUACCGGCCAGGCCCGCGCAAGAACCUCGUCUUUGCCCUGUACGGGACCUUCGCGGUCCUCGGGUUCUACUUUGGCAUCUUCUGCUCCGGGAUCAUAGGCCAGUUCAUCCGCUGGGGCUGGUACUUUUGGGUCGGGGCGCUGCUGGCGCUGGUGGUGUUCGUCACGUCGGCAAUCUUCAUCCCCAACGACGCAAAGGAGCGGCGCAAGAACGGCAUCAUCAUGGACUGGCUUGGGUCCGUGGCUAUUGUCUCGGGAAUCGUGCUGGUCGUGUUUGCGAUUACUGAGUCUGCGCACGCCCCGCACGGCUGGCGCACGCCCUACAUCCCCACGCUCUUCUGCAUCGGGUGCGUCGUGCUCGUCGUCGCGGCCUACAUCGAGGGCUGGGUCGCCGAGAUGCCGCUGCUGCCGGCUGACGUCUUCACAACGCCGUGCAUGACAGAGCUCACCAUCGCCCUGCUCCUGCUGUACGGCAACUGCGGCGUCUACCUGCUCUACGGCACGCAGUACUUUCAGAACAUCAUGGGCGCGACGCCCCUGCAGGUGGUGGCGUGGUUCACACCCACGGCGGUCGGUGGCAUCCUCCUCAACGUUCUCCAGGGCUACUUCCUGCAUCUGGUCCCGGGCAGGGUUUUGCUGAUUGUAUCUGGUGUGUCGGCCGUCGUUGCGCCGCUCCUGCUCGCCCUCGUGCCCGAAGGCGGGAGCUACUGGGCGUGGAUCUUCACGUCCAACAUUCUGAUCACCAUGAGCAUCGACCUCUCGUACACGCUGAUCUGCGUCUUCGUCACCACCCAGCUGCCGUCUGCACGCCAGGGUCUGGCGGGCGGCCUGAUCAACAGCGUGAUGCAACUGGGCAUGGCCGUCGUUCUCGGCUUCAGCGACAUCAUCCAGUCGUACACGGUCGACGGCGCGGGCCUGAGACAGAGCUACAAAAACACCUUUUGGCUUGCCGUCGCCACGGGCGCCGCUAGUCUCGUCAUUAUGACCAUUUGGGGGAGAGUCGGGAAGGCGACGAGCGAUCUGACCGCCGACGAAAAGCUGGAGUUGCAACGGGAAGCCACGAGGUUAUCAUCAUCUGUGGGGGUUGAUGAGAUUUCAAAAUAA
Exophiala spinifera is the source of this 1683-nucleotide messenger RNA. RefSeq lists its product as uncharacterized. Gene Ontology annotation, molecular function: transmembrane transporter activity. NCBI's taxonomy places the organism in Eukaryota, Fungi, Ascomycota, Eurotiomycetes, Chaetothyriales, Herpotrichiellaceae. The coding region runs from base 1 to 1683 and encodes 560 amino acids. The record is from RefSeq and is a predicted model, not a curated record. The transcript has a single exon. Gene Ontology annotation, biological process: transmembrane transport. Gene Ontology annotation, cellular component: membrane.